UAUUGGGAUGAUAGGCACGUAGUCGUGUCCGACAAGGUUUCGACUGUUGUGCAGUUCCGCAACCUCGACUAUGCUAUGGAACGCGGUGCUCUCUAUAUUGAACUACCUCAGCAGAGCAAGUCCUUUAAUUCAGAAGUGAACAUCACCGACCCGAGCGUCGUCGACGUCUGGCUCCUCAACGCUACAAUCGAGCUCUCACACGAUGUCGGCGGCUCCAUGGACUACGCUUCUGCUCGUCGUGAACUUCUGACGACAUUGACGGUCUCGCAUGCUGCAUCGAGUCAUUCCGACGAGUUUCAUUCCGUUUCGGGAGCCUUCACGACACUUGAGCUGGUCUGUUCUACCAAGAACUCUCCUUGCAGUGUAGACUUCUGGCAGGACCAGCGAGCAAAACCGAUUGCAGGUGAGUUUCAAGUU
Molecule: messenger RNA, 417 nt
Organism: Dichomitus squalens LYAD-421 SS1
Lineage: Eukaryota; Fungi; Basidiomycota; Agaricomycetes; Polyporales; Polyporaceae
Exons: 2
Source: RefSeq, a predicted model, not a curated record